GUGUCAACCCCCAGCCCCCUGGAGCGGCAGCCAGUCUCUUCGCGCUGGCUGGCUCCGUGCUCCCGCUGCAGUACGGCGAGGCUGCAGCCUGCGGAGCCAGGGGCUGUCAACGGAGGGGAUAGCCAGCGCGGGAGGGGGCCCGGGCGCCGCAGACACAGAGAUCGGGACCGAUGCAAUAAAAUGCACCUCCUGCAAGUGCCCCUUGGGAGGAAGCAGCCGCAGGAGGCGGCGGCGGCGGCCGGGAAGUGAAAGGUCGGGAGAGUUCGGCUUGCCAUGCCCUGCACGGGAGCAGCAGGAGCCCGGCGGGUCCCCGCGGGGAAGUGAAAUGUUCUCAGCGAGGCACGCGGCUCCCCGGGGGCUGGAGGAGCCAGCAGCUGUCCCGCGAUGUCACUCCCCGGGGGAGACUCGGGGGCUGGAGCCUCCCUCCUGCCCUUAGCACGCCAGUGAGUGGCGAAUGAAUGACCUGCCGGGAAGGAUUUGCUCUGGAGAACCUUCUUCAUGUGCAGAAGAGAUUCCAGGCUCCUGGUCCUCCUCCUUGAUUCAUGCACUUUGACCAGGAGUUUGGCCAUGGAGAGCUGGGUCUGGCUCAUUGCACUUCUGGGCUGCUCUGCUGUAGCUGCAGGACUGAGCAGUGUUGUUGGAGUUGGGUCCCAUUGCGAAAAAGCAUGCAACCCUCGAAUGGGAAACCUAGCCCAUGGACGAAGAUUGUGGACAGAUACCACAUGUGGACGCAACUCCACCGAGUUUUACUGUUCAUAUAGUGAGAAUGCGGACCUGACAUGCAAGCGGCCCAAGUGUGACAAAUGCAAUGCUGCUCACACCCAUCUGGCUCACCCGCCCUCUGCAAUGGCCGACUCUUCCUUCCGAUUGCCUCGCACAUGGUGGCAGUCAGCUGAGGAUGUGCACAAGGAGAGGAUCCAGCUGGAUUUGGAAGCUGAGUUUUACUUUACUCACAUAAUCAUGGUGUUUAAGUCACCAAGGCCAGCAGCCAUGGUUCUGGAGCGGUCCCAGGAUUUUGGGAAAACAUGGAAGCCUUACAAGUAUUUUUCCACUAACUGUUCGGCAACUUUUGGCCUAGAGGAUGAUGUGACAAAGAAAGGAGCAAUUUGCACUUCAAGAUAUUCAAGUCCCUUUCCUUGCACUGGGGGAGAGGUUAUAUACCGAGCUCUGUCACCACCUUAUUCGGCUGAGGAUCCGUACAGCGCUGAAGCUCAGGCACAACUGAAGAUCACCAAUCUUCGAGUGCAGCUGCUUAAGCGACAGGCCUGUCCCUGUCAGGGCAAUGACCUGAAUGCAAAGCCUCAGCAGUUCAUACACUAUGCAAUAUAUGAUUUUAUUGUAAAGGGAAGCUGCUUUUGUAAUGGCCACGCUGAUCACUGUGUACCUGUUGCUGGAUUUAUACCUGUCAAGGCGGCAGGAGUCUUCCAUGUGCAAUGUUCCAUAAUGAUCCCAGAUGGAAAAUGUAAAUUGAAGGAAAUGAAAAAAAAUGUGCUCCUUCCAUCAACAAUGAGUGUGGGCCAAGCUCUGCAUUCAGGGGAACAUGGGGCCUCUAGAGAGAAACCAUUGGAAGCCUAUGUGUGCCUUCAACUGCAGAAUCUGGCCAUAUCAGAUUACCAGGUCCAUGGACGGUGCAUGUGUAAGCACAAUACAGCAGGCCACCACUGUCAGCACUGUGCUCCACUCUACAAUGACCAGCCCUGGCAGGCUGCAAAUGGCAAAACUGGAGCCCCAAAAGAAUGCCGAUCAUGUAAAUGUAAUGGACAUGCUGACAUGUGUCAUUUUGACAUGGAUGCAUGGCUGGCCUCGGGGAAUCGUAGUGGUGGAGUCUGUGAUAACUGUCAACACAACACUGAAGGGCAGCAUUGCCAGCGUUGCAAGCCAGGCUUCUACCGAGAUCUCAGAAGGCCUUUCUCUGUCCCAGAUGCCUGCAAAUUGUGUUCCUGCCACCCAGUUGGAUCGGCCAUGCUUCCUUUCAGCACUAAUACCUUCUGUGAUCCCAGCAACGGUGACUGCCCCUGCAAACCUGGAGUGGCAGGUCCUCAGUGUGACCAGUGUAUGGUGGGAUACUGGGGCUUUGGAGAGUAUGGCUGCAGACCGUGUGACUGUGCCGGAAGCUGUGACCCACUCACUGGUGACUGCAUCAGCAGUGCGGACAUAGUCUGGCAUCACGAAAUUCCUGAUUUCCGCUCUGUGUUUAACGAGAGUGAGCCAGCUUGGGGAUGGGAGGACGAACAAGGAUUCUCUGCUCUCCGGCAUUCAGGUAAAUGUGAAUGCAAAGAACAAGUUUUAGGGAAUCCCAAGGUCUUCUGUGGAAUGAAAUACACAUAUGUGGUGAAAGCAAAGAUUUUAUCAGCUCACGACAAAGGCUCCCAUGCAGAAGUAAACGUGAAGAUCAAGAAAGUGUUGAAAUCAACAAAGUUUAAGAUUCUGCGAGGAAAGCGAACUCUCUACCCGGAAUCCUGGACUAACAGAGGCUGCACUUGUCCAAUUCUUAAUCCUGGCUUGGAAUACCUUGUAGCAGGGCAUGAGGAAGUACGGACUGGGAGACUGAUAGUCAAUAUGAAAAGUUUUGUCCACCAGUGGAAAUCAGAUCUUGGAAGAAAAGUCUUGGAGAUUUUAAAAAGAGACUGCAACUAGAAGUGCACAAACAGGUAGGGCAUUUCUUUAUGCACAAAAUGCAAACUUCACAGACUGAAGACCUCUGAAAUGAAAACUGGAAUGUAAGAAAAUAGUUCCCAAUGUGUAGCGUGGUGUUCCAAUUCAUAGGCUCUGUCUAAUUUAACCCUUCCUGGUCAAUGUUCAUGUACUCUCCUGGAUCUUAUUUGGAAGGGUGCUCAUAUGAGCCAAUGUUACAUUAAAAAAAUGUAGGGUCUGAUUCUCAUCUCACAUACCUCAGUGUAAUUCUGAAGUAACUCCACUGAAGUCAGUGAAGUUACACCACUAUAAAAUUGGCAUAAAUGAGAGGAAAAUCAGGCCCAUAAACUAAAGAGGAUGGACAAAAAAAUUGCUUCCAGUUACACCAGUGUAAAUCCUGACUAACUUCAGUGAAGUUGAGGGAGUUCCCUGUAUUUACACUGCUGUACGAUGACUGAGUGUACGUCUUGACUGCAAUCAUUAGGAGUGAUUGCGGCUCAGGCCAAAGUACAAAACUAGCUUUAAUCCCCAUAGCUUGGAUCCUGGAGCAGUGAAGCUGCAGUACUCAUGCUUCAGCACAGGCUGUACAAACCUGUCUGCAACCCUGGAUUUGCAGGGCUAAUAACACUCAAGCCUGCACUGCUGUGGUGUCACUGCUCCAGUACCUGAGCUAGUGAGAUUAAAGCUAGCUUGGGUACCUCAACUCAAGCUGUGGUCAUAUCCCAUGAUUGCAGUAUAACCAGACCCUAAGAUCAGACUUUGGCCCACUACUUACAACAGCUUUCUAUAGAACUGGAGAUAUUGUUUGUAUCAGUGGGAGAACUCUGUUGGCAACGUCACUUGCAAUUACUCUGUAAUAGCACACGGUCUGAUUAGGAUGUGCCAUCAUCAAAAACAGUUGUGCACUGCAUGCUUUUAAAGGAAUGGGCCUUUAAGUUAGGGCCAAAUUGUUUUUUCACUUACACCAGUGUGAACCUGUUGAAGUCAAUGGAAUGACUCUGUUUUUACACCGGCAUAACUAAGAGCCGAAUCCAGCCCUUUGUCAGCAAUGUUGUUUUACUAAAGAGGUGCAGCGUAUGUGAAGUUUUGUCCACAAAGUGUUAAAACUGAUCCUAUCCAAAUGUAAAUAUUUCAUUGUAUAAAGCACUUUACUACCUGCUGCUUCAUGGUGUGGCAAGUUUAAUUUUGUUGGAGAGAAAAGGGGGUGAAGGUGGCCUACAAACAACCUAUUGAAACAGAAGCACUCCAGAAGACCCCUAAAUGUGGACAACAUUAAUGGUAUAAAGGGAAUAUUCCUCUUUGGUCUUGGCACUGACGUCUCAGAGAAUCCAAGGAUGCAAUCUGAAAGAUAAUGUACUUGCACUGAAGUCCCAAUUUCAGACCGGAGUUUGAACCCGAUGGGUAUUGACUAUAAUGAGACUUCACAAACAACAUAGAGAACAAGAGACUAAGAAGCAAGAAUGCAAUUGCCAGAGGAUAAGAACUCUGCCUGCAGACAAAGAGAUGGACUUGUUAAGUGAAAAGGACUCUGUUUCACAUAUCACAGCCCCAUAAUUCAUGGCGGACCUAGAGCUUAUUUUAUUUUCGAUGUUAGUAUUUAAAACUGAACAUUACAUUUGUUUUCCCCUGUGUUUUUAUUUACAGGAUAUAUGGCCAUUUUCCAGUUUACCACCAAUUUAUGGGACAUAUCACAGUUAUUGCCAUUCCCAGCACUAGAUUAUACCUUUUCUGUAACCCAUCUUUAAACUUCAGUACAUAGAGUGUAUUCUGUUCGUGAGCAUGAGGGGAAAAAAUAGGAGGCACUGCAAUGCCAUAAAAAUUACAAGUCUGCCAAUCUGCUUCACAAAUGUAUUUCUCUUUCAGGGUCAUGUUGGCUCACAAAAAUUAUACUAUUUUGGUCAUUCGUUUUUCUAUCUCAUGUAUGUAAUAAAUAUGAUAUGAUUUCA
Messenger RNA from Malaclemys terrapin pileata, 4580 nucleotides. It is a transcript of the gene NTN4, whose product is annotated as netrin 4. The transcript is spliced from 11 exons. The record is from RefSeq and is a predicted model, not a curated record. Gene Ontology annotation, cellular component: laminin trimer. Gene Ontology annotation, biological process: basement membrane assembly; substrate adhesion-dependent cell spreading; cell migration. Gene Ontology annotation, molecular function: protein binding. NCBI's taxonomy places the organism in Eukaryota, Metazoa, Chordata, Testudines, Emydidae. The coding region runs from base 499 to 2637 and encodes 712 amino acids.